GAUUCGACUCUUUAAAACAAACCCGAGACUGAACUGAACCGAACUGAGCGUUAAAGCACAUCACUAUCAUCCUGCACUUGGGGUCUCUAGUUCACCCAGGGAACCUUCCAGUCUUUUCCUUUGGGACGGGUAGGUUUUCUUUUCACUCACACCACCAGCGAGAGGACAUGAAGACAUUCGCAUGUCUUCUGCUUUUGGGAUUGUCUACGCUGUAUCGUGCUCUGGGACUGAAUCAUGAAGACUCAGAGGCCACGUAUCCCAACAACAGCAACGAGGUGCAUGAAGAUACACAUUACACUCCAGAGUUGGACUAUAAGCGUCCCUUUUGGUGUCAAACACUUAAACUACACAAUGGACACAUGACAUGCUCCUCCCCACGAGGUGGGAACUAUCGCAAUUCAUUCGGCACACGAUGUGCACUUUCCUGUGAUCGUGGAUAUAAACUUCUGGGUCGAUCAUCUGUACAGUGCAUGGCUAAUCGUCGCUGGUCAGGAACUGCUUACUGCAGAAUGGUGCGCUGCCAUGUGCUUCCUCACAUUCAGCAUGGUACAUACAUCUGUAGCAAGAGCUUUCUGGUUUACUCCAGGUGUGACUAUUCGUGCUUUCAAGGCUACCAGAUUGAAGGGGACCGAUAUCGUGUUUGCCAGGAAGAAGGGCGCUGGAGUGGUGCAGAACCUACUUGUGCUGAUCAUGAUCCCCCCAAACUGAAAUGUCCUUUAUCCAGAGUUAAGGUAGCAGAACCAGGAAAACUUACUGCCACAGUGUCCUGGGAACGUCCCACAUCCACAGACACAGCUGACCGAACACUGCAGAUUUUACGAAAUGGACCAGAAUCAGGUUCGGAAUUUAGUGAGGGGCAGUAUGUAAUUCGCUACAAAGUCUAUGACCAGGCCCGGAACAUGGCCACCUGCAAGUUUACAGUCCAGGUUGAGGUCAGGAGAUGUCCCGUACUGAAGGCCCCUUUGAAUGGAUACUUGAGCUGCACAUCUGACGUAAAUAAUUAUGGAGCUACUUGCGACUAUCACUGCGAUGCUGGUUAUGAGAGGAGUGGCAUCUCCACUCGAGUCUGCUUGUUUAACCGUAGCUGGUCAGAUGAUGCCCCGGAGUGCAUGUUGAUGCAGAUCAAAACUGACAUCAGGUCUGCUGGUGCCCUGCUUGACCAGUUCUACGAGAAGAGGAGACUCCUCAUUGUGUCCACGCCAAGUGUAACUGACCAGUAUUACCAGCUUCAGAACAUCAUGCUGCAGAGCGCUGGAUGUGGUCUGGAUCUUCGGCAUGUGACAGUGAUUGAAUUGAUAGGAAAUCCACCUCAAGAAGUGGGCCGGAUUAAAGAUCAAAUUCUCGAUACCGAGGUCAUAGAGGGUCUCAGGCAGGCGCUACAGGUCACUCGAUCAUAUUUCAACAUGGUGUUGCUUGAUGAACUUGGUGUGGACCGGGAACGUUUUAUUGAACCCACCACCUCAGAUGAACUCUACAAUUACAUUGAGGAGUACCUUCUCACAGAGGAGGAACGAGAAAGACUGCAGCUAACCCGAGACCUCUGUGACUGAGCCAUAUAAAUGGUACAGAGGUCUAUGUUGUGGCUGUGUACCAAAAAUACUGUCCUUUAUGAGUAGAGUUUUUAAACAUAAUAAAUGCAUUUCUUAAACCUAAGUAUGUUGUACAUAACUCAGCUAACACAACAAUAGUGCAAAAAUUAUAUAAUAUUUAUUAAGUGAAUUGUAUA
Molecule: messenger RNA, 1726 nt
Organism: Clarias gariepinus (North African catfish)
Lineage: Eukaryota; Metazoa; Chordata; Actinopteri; Siluriformes; Clariidae
Gene: srpx2
Product: sushi-repeat containing protein X-linked 2
Exons: 10
Coding region: 168-1550 (460 amino acids)
Source: RefSeq, a predicted model, not a curated record